Messenger RNA from Grus americana (Whooping crane), 2670 nucleotides. It is a transcript of the gene CA4, whose product is annotated as carbonic anhydrase 4. The record is from RefSeq and is a predicted model, not a curated record. Gene Ontology annotation, molecular function: zinc ion binding; carbonate dehydratase activity. Gene Ontology annotation, cellular component: plasma membrane. NCBI's taxonomy places the organism in Eukaryota, Metazoa, Chordata, Aves, Gruiformes, Gruidae. The coding region runs from base 110 to 1126 and encodes 338 amino acids. The transcript has 9 exons.
UCUGUCCAGGACUACUUACUCCGGUAUAAAACUGAGAGCAGAAAUAUGAUCACAUACUAAGAAGUCUAAUCAAUUCUGGUUUCAACACUGAGCCUCUUUAAAAUAGAUAAUGGAAUUGCUGUUCCUUGUUCUGUUUUCUCUGCACAUUCUCAAGACAGAGGCAGUAGAGAUUCUAGUUGCCUUCCUCCUCCAAGAAAAAUCAAUGAGGUUUGACUUGAUCUCUACAGUUAAUUAUAUAAGUCACUGGUGUUAUCAGUCACAGAAGUAUGAACAGCCACACUGUGAAGCUCCUCAACAAUGGCAUCUAAUAGACGUCACCUGCAAAGGAAACAAACAGUCACCUAUCAAUAUCGUCACCAAAAAUGUCGCUUAUGACAAGAACCUUAAGCCACUGAAUUUUGAAGGAUAUGAUGUGAAGGGGUCUUCAAAAUGGAACAUAGAAAAUAAUGGACACACAGUUCAAGUAACAUUAAGCACAUCCCCUAAAAUUGGAGGCGGAGGUCUGAGAAGAAAAUACAAAGCAGUACAAUUUCAUUUGCACUGGGGAAUCCAAGGUGUGCGGCAAUACCUUCCCGGGUCAGAGCACAGCAUAGAUGGAGAGAAAGAAGCCAUGGAGCUUCAUAUUGUCCACAUAAGAGAAGAUGUUUCGGAUAUAACAGAAGCAAAGAAAAUCGCAGAUGGCAUGGCUGUGUUAGCAUUCUUUAUAAAGGUUGAAGAAGAAAAUAAAAACUAUGCGACUCUAAUAAAUGAAUUAGAGAAUAUUAAAUACAAAGGGCAAACAGCACAGAUGGAGGCUUUGCCACUGAGUUCUCUCCUCCCACCCGAGGAAGACCUUGGAAGGUACUAUCGGUAUGAGGGCUCCCUCACCACUCCCGACUGCCACGAGGGUGUCAUCUGGACAGUAUUUGAGAAGCCAAUUGAGCUCAGUAUCUCCCAGAUUUCUCAGUUUUCAACAAUCCACUUUGAUGGGAAGAACUCAACUUCCAUGGCUGAAAAUUUCCGGCCUGCUCAGUUUCUGAACGGACGAAAGGUGUACUGGUCCAGUGCCAGCAUCCUCCUGCCUACUGCUAAGGUUUUAAUGUUGGUCCUGAUGCUUACGUACAUCCUGAGUUCUCUUUUCCAAUGAACACUUCUCACCUCAUUCAAGGUUCUGGGCUUUUUGGAGGGGUUUUUUUUGUUGCUGUUGUUGGUUCUUUCUAUCAAGUAGCCUCCCUAACUACCAACUCAUGAAUCGUAUCUCAAUACAGAAUUUAACCUUGUCCUCCUCCAGACACUAACCAAGGACUUCUGUUACUGCUCUUAUAUAAAAUGAAACCUAUUGCACUAAAUCACAAGAAUGCAAAGGAACUGUAAGAUAGAGCUAUGAAGGUUCACAUUUAAAAAAAAAAAUAAAGAAAGAAAACAUUAGGAUGGAUUAUCUGCAAGCCUGUAGUUUUAACACAACACUGGAAGGACACCCUACGAGCUAUACAGAGGACCUUCAAGAGGAAUCCAUUCUUAAGUGCCCAUGAAGGGGUUUGUUUGGAGGAUGUUUACAUUCAACACUGCAAAUCGGGAAGACAGUAACAUGUGGAGUAGUUCUUAUCAUCCCUACAUUGUCCUACGCGAGGGUACAAUACAGAGCAAAGACAAAAUGCUGACACACGAUUGAGCAAUGUCUGGGUCAUCCCAUCUAGUGAAGGAUAUGUGACAAGUUUCAUCUUUACUAACACAAUUUCUCCCUUCUUCCUUCAGAAUACCUAAAGUUAAUUUUUAGAUAAGGAUACUGGAUUCCAUUCAUCUAAUCUACUGAUUUUGGAUGUCUCUAUUAAGCCUGUUUACUCAGCCUAGUACAGCAUCCCUCUCUGGGAUGCCCACGGCCAAUACGACGUGCUAGAAAGGAAAAGGGGAGCUCAGCCACAUGUACCAGCUGCGCAUCUGUGGAAAUUCCCUCUCUUUGGAGGGCUGCAUUUGAAGCAUGAGACUUUGAUGAUCCUUUACAUUUUUUUGUUUGCCUAAUAAAAUGGGACAGCUCAAGAAAUGGCUCUUUCCAGUAUCACAUUUUAGAAGUUUUUAAAUGUCAGCUUAAACGUUUCAGUGUGAACAUUUCCUUUCUUUCUUUCUUUUCUUUUUUUUUUUUUUUUUAACAACAUCAUACCUGCAAUAUUCACAUUUAGUUAAGAUUCAUAGGUUUUCCACAAAGACUGUGAUUUGAAUUCAUUUCUUCAGAUCUUACCCAAUCACUUACAGAAAAGCUCAACAUACUGGGAAAUGGGAUUUCCUUAUAUUAUUCCAGUUCUCUCUCUGAAGACAGACAUAACAGUUUUCUUUGGCUAAUGCCAUAUAACUUGUUACAGCUUCUUUUAGAAUUUUAGAUUUUGGCCACACCAAAAUAGUAUUUCAUAUUAGUAGACUUCUUUAGGGCAAUGUUUGCACGUGCUAUAGCUAUAUGGCCAUUUUCGGGAAAAUCAUGGCAGUGAGACUAAGCCCAGCUCACCAAAGGAGAAAAAGCGGGGCGGGGAUUUUCAUAUUUAACAAUCAAUAAUAUAAGCUUAAAAAAAAUUUAUGGGAAAGCAAAUUCACCUUUUUAAGUUUAGAGGAAUGAUUAAGACUUUAACUGAAUUUUUAGAUAAAUGAAAAACUUUUGAGAAGGAAACAUAAAUGAAAGAUUAAAGUUGAACAGAGACCUAU